Daphnia pulicaria is the source of this 684-nucleotide messenger RNA. RefSeq names its product protein LTO1 homolog. The record is from RefSeq and is a predicted model, not a curated record. The transcript has a single exon. NCBI's taxonomy places the organism in Eukaryota, Metazoa, Arthropoda, Branchiopoda, Diplostraca, Daphniidae. Bases 134 to 658 code for a protein of 174 amino acids.
GUUGAUAGAUAGAGCUCUUUUGUUUUUAAUUUCAGAAAUUCGUCUGCCUAAAUCAUCGCAUACGAAAACGUGGCUAAACUGUUCAUUUUUCUCUUAGUUAAAAUGAAUUCACGAUGAAUUCUUUACACUUGCUAUGGCUGUGAACAAAAAAGAAAGCGAUUUCGAUAUUCAAGACGCUUUUGAUUCAUUAUUAGUGUCUGAAGACAAUUUAGUGGCAAAAGCUUAUGAAGAAGGAUUACUUCAAGGAGAAAUAGUAGGAUUUCAAGAAGGAUUUGAUUUAGGACGUCAAAAAGGGAGCGAAAUUGGGUCGGAAAUUUUCUUCUAUCGUGGGUUUGCUAAAAGUUGGAUUGCUUUGCUAUCGGGUGAUUUGAGUGAAGCUUUCAAACAACUACUGGAAUUGUGCCCUGUUUCCUUAAAUUGUGAUGUUUUACAUGAGAUAUAUCAAAUUGAACUGAAAAAUAAAACAGAAGAGGCAGAUUCAAAAUCUCUGAAAGCAUUGACAAAACUGCUUACAUUGCUGGAACGUUUCCCACAGGAAAAUCCAAAAAAUCAAGAUAUUGUAAGUUUACUUCAAGACAUUCGUGCCAAAUUCAAGCAUUGCUGUGCUAUCCUCAAAGUUGAUGCUAGCUAUUCUGGUAAUAAUCAACUGAACUUUUGAUUUCUAAAUACAAUAUGGGAACAAAA